Messenger RNA from Callorhinchus milii (elephant shark), 6030 nucleotides. RefSeq names its product ankyrin repeat and sterile alpha motif domain containing 1Ab (gene anks1ab). The record is from RefSeq and is a predicted model, not a curated record. Gene Ontology annotation, molecular function: protein binding. Bases 105 to 3572 code for a protein of 1155 amino acids. Lineage: Eukaryota; Metazoa; Chordata; Chondrichthyes; Chimaeriformes; Callorhinchidae. Gene Ontology annotation, cellular component: cytosol. The transcript is spliced from 27 exons.
CGUUCGGUCGUUCGUCGGAGCGGCUGCGGGUCAGCGGCGGCGGGAGCGCGAGCGGCCGUGAGGCGCCCUCACGCCACACACACACACAACACACACAACACACGAUGGGCAAAGAGCAGGAGCUGCUGGAGGCUGCCCGGACCGGCAACGUGGCCGUAGUGGAGAAGCUGCUGAGCGGUCGGCACCGGCUGUCGGCGGGUGGGAGCGGCGGCACCGUGUCCCUGCCCCAGUUAUCCAACUUCCUCAGCAUCUGGAGAGGACCGAAUGUUAACUGUGUUGACAGUUCUGGAUACACCCCACUGCACCACGCGGCUCUAAAUGGACAAAAGGAGGUGGUUGAAAUGCUGCUAAAGAAUGAAGCUUCCACUAACAUUGCAGACAACAAAGGAUGUUACCCACUUCACUUGGCUGCGUGGAAAGGGGAUGCACAGAUUGUCAAACUUCUUAUUCAUCAAGGACCCUCCCAUGCAAAAGUCAACGAGCAGAAUACUAUUGAGAGCAAAGACCUCAAAAAGUAUGGCCCUUUUGACCCUUAUAUGAAUGCAAAGAACAAUGACAAUGAGACUGCCUUGCACUGUGCAGCACAGUAUGGUCAUUCAGAUGUUGUCAAAGUUCUUCUUGAAGAGCUCACAGAUCCUACAAUGAGAAACAACAAAUUUGAGACUCCGCUGGACCUGGCUGCUCACUAUGGGAGGUUGGAGGUAGUGAAAAUGCUAUUAAAUGCCCAUCCAAACCUGCUGAGCUGUAACACCAAGAAACACACACCACUUCACUUGGCAGCAAGAAAUGGGCAAAAAGCAGUCGUGCAGAUCCUUCUGGAAUCCGGAAUGGACAUUAACUACCAGACAGAGAAGGGUAGUGCCCUGCACGAGGCUGCCUUGUUUGGAAAGACAGAUGUGGUCCAAAUACUUCUGGCCUCUGCAAUCAACGUUGAUAUUAAAGAGAUCCAUGGGAAGACUGCAUUAGAAAUCGUGCAGGAACAUCCAUCUCAGAAGAGUAAAGAGAUUGCAACUCUUAUUCAAGAUCAUAUGGCAGGAAAGAACACUGAAAAAACUCUUCAGGCACAAAGAAUGUCUCCAUUUCCUACUUCUGAGCCAAUUAAUCAAAACCCCAAAGGUGAGGAGCAAAUGGAGCUAACCAAACUCAUCACAGAAUUUGAAACCCAAUCAGACGAGGAGUGUCCCUAUGAAGCGUUGUGUGAUGCAACAUCGUACGCUGUGGGCAACUUGACAAAGUUGAAAGCCUCGGACAAAGAUCCUACUUCAAAUUGUGAAGUUACCAAGAAUUCCAAAGUGACGGAAGAACAUGAAGAAGAGAACCCCUACGAAUUGCUUUUGACAGCGGAAACAAAGAAGCCAACUGCUCUGGAUGCAUCUCAAUUCAGAGCAGAAAGUGCAGCUGAAAAGGCUGCUUCUGUUGCUUCAACCUUUGAUGGUCAGAACCUCACUGCAUCUCAGCCUACUUUGCUGCCUCCUGAUGCCCAGUCGGUAAAAAGCAAUCAGCAAUCUGAGACGAGCUUACCCUCCACUCUGAGCAGUAAACCGAACCUGUUCCUCAACCUGAAGAGUUCCCCUGAUCACGUGAAGAGUGAGGAUUCAAACCGGAGUGAGGUUGACUCUCAGGAUGUUCACAUUCCUGAGCAGUUUUCAGGACUUCUGCACGGGUCACCUCCAGUCUGUGAAAUUCAGAAAGAUCCACUCACGCUACUUGCUGCUUUAAGCAAAGGGGGAGUGGAAGCAGAAGCGAUGCAAAGCAGCGAGUUGCCAGAGAGGCAACACUGUGCAACAGAACAGGCACAGAACACUGGCGUCGAGAACUCUGCUGCAGCAGAAACUGCUGAGCAAAAAGGGCAGCAGGUAAUCCAUAACCCAGUCCUCAAAACCACCGCCAACAAGACUGAUCCAGAAUUUUCUAAUAGCUCAGACCUUCUUCAGUAUCAGGACCCUCAAUCCAUAAAGAGUGUGGAAGCUCGGACAUGUACUUUGGGAAGGAUACGGCCAAGUGGGAAGGGCAAAGUAGACGUUAAAUUAGCAAGAAGUUUGUCAAAAUCAGAUUCCAACCUUAUUACGUGUUUCCCACUGGAGGAGGACAUGCUGGGAAGUCGAAGUGAAUCUCUGUCGAACUGCAGUUCAGUGAAGAAACGGUUAGAAAAAUCGCCAUCCUUUCAGUCGGAAUGGGAGGAGCAGAAGCCUCCAUCUCCAGUACCUAAACCUCGCAGAACUAAAUCUAUGUACAGUAUUGAAAAAAUAAUGAGUUCCAUUGGUGCAGGGAUUGACAGUGAUUUCAGAAAGGAAUGCAAUGCCUCAGGUUCACGGAUACUGGAGCAGAGCGUCGGGCAAUGGCUGGAGUCCAUUGGGAUGCAACAAUAUGAAAGCAAGCUGGUUCUGAAUGGCUUUGAUGAUGUGUGCUUCCUGGGGAGUAAUGUAAUGGAGGAACUGGACCUACAAGACCUUGGAAUUCAUGAUGCAGGACAUCGGCGAAAAAUUCUUCAGGCUGCACGCUCUCUUCCUAAGAUAAAGCCACUCGGUUGUGAUGGGAGCAGCGGGACCUCAAUCUCGGCGUGGCUGGAAUCGCUGGGAUUGCACGAUUACAUUCAGACCUUUGUGUCCAGCGGAUAUAACUCUAUGGACUGUAUCAAAAACCUCUGGGAAUUGGAGAUUGUGAACGUAUUGAAGAUAACCUUAUUAGGUCAUCGGAAACGAAUCUUGGCAUCCCUUGGAGACAGACCUUACGAAGAACCGCCACAAAAACCACCGCGAACAUCCCAACUCCGGGAUGAUCAUCGUGAGUCCAGGUUGACCCUUCGCCCACCGAGUUUGGCUGCACCGUAUGCACCUGUGCAGAACUGGCAGCACCAGCCGGAGAAACUCAUAUUUGAGUCGUGUGGAUAUGCAGCUAAUUAUUUGGGUUCUAUGUUGAUUAAAGAGCUGAAGGGAACAGAAUCUACACAAGAUGCCUGUGCAAAGAUGAGGAAAUCUACUGAACAUAUGAAAAAGAUUCCAACCAUUAUCCUCUCUAUCACGUACAAAGGUGUGAAGUUCAUUGAUGCCUUCAAUAAGAAUAUCAUCGCCGAACAUGAAAUCCGGAACAUCUCCUGUGCUGCCCAGGAUCCCGACGACCUCUGUACAUUUGCUUACAUCACUAAAGACCUGCUGACUAAUCACCACUAUUGUCACGUCUUCAGCACAGUGGAUAUGAGUUUAACCUAUGAGAUCAUUCUUACACUCGGACAGGCAUUUGAAGUUGCCUACCAGCUUGCACUACAAGCUCAGAAGCCUGCUCCGAAGUCUUUAACCUCAGCGGAUUGUGAGGCUGCAGAGGGAAAGCCUGGAAAACCAGUCCCCAAGCCUCGAGCCCACAUGAGGAAAUCUGCUGUGCAGCAACCCAACAGCAGAUGCUGUUACUGUCAUACGUGCACUACUCACAGACCUCUCCUCCCGCCUCUGCCGCUGCAUUCAUUGAGCCAAGGAGCCCAGAUCGACUCCUUGGAGCAGGAGCCUCAGUCCCAUGGCGGUGUGGCCUGGAUCGCUGAUUCUAAGCAGGAUUCCAAGAGGACGAUCAGUACAAACUGAAACUCUGGGGUGAGUAUAUUUACUGGAAAUGUGACAUUGGGUAUCCCAGAUCAACGCAAGAGUGCAUUAAACCGUCUGAGCAGCAGCAUCCCACAACUGGAACCUGGAAUGAGAGUUCAGUUGGACAGCGGGGUCCCAGCCAGCUUCCACUUUCUUGGUUACAGCACAACAUAGGAAACACGUUUUCGGGACUUAAAACCUAGGCCGUGCUUGGAAACUGCCAGGAAAACUGGGCUGUGACCAAAGAAGAAUCUUAAUGAAGAUCGACAUCAAUUUACUCUGUGGUGAUUGAUCAUUAACCUGUUCAUUGCUGGGCUGUCAAGUGCAUCAGCCAAGAAUUCCCAUGUGCUGCAUCCCCAGAGUUUUACAGCAUAAAAGAAUGACACGAAUUUCAGACAGAACAAAAGGAAUCUUUUUUUUUGUCUGUCAUUUUUUCCAUUUUAUUUUUUUCAUCUCCUCUCCCCCGGAAAAUAAGACAAGUUAACUUGAUUUGGGAUAUUUGAGAGUUCCAUGGUUACUAACUCAGUAAUUGUAUUGAAGAUGAUGUAUAUGAUAGGCAUGUGUAAUCUGAACCUUCUCUCUUCACUGGUGAUCUUUCAAAAUCAUCAUCUUGAUUUGGGGCUUCUCAUUAUUCUGUAAUAUUCAAUACAUUUCCAGACUACUGUCACUAUUUAUACUUGUAUGAGACUGUAGGAACAUAGUCUUCCAUAGGUACUUAACACUGUUGACCUAACACUGUUGUGUCUCUAUAAAUGAAUAGCGAGUGUAUUGUUUUAAUAAUCUGUGUUGAUUGGAGUGAAAAACGUAUUAGCCUGUGGACAGCAAAAUCUACCAGGGUAAGUUAUCAAAUCCUGGCAAGGUCUCCAAAUGAGACUAUUCUUCAGCAUCGGAGACCAAGCGAGGAAUGCCCAGGCGUUAAAUCAGAACACGGCCAGAUUCUGUUCAGUUUUAAUCUCUCUGUCUUGCAAUGUGGUUUAAAUAAGUUCAGUCAAGCUCAAGGUUACUGGGGUGUAAUACAGUUGAUGGCUAUUCUAAUUUGGAGGAUUUAAAAGCAAUUACAAAAUUUCAAGCAAUUUCAAACCAUUUGCUUAGGACAACAAUAGCGAGGCAGCAGGAUUACUGUUAAAGCACGUUAAAAGGAUUUCAAUUUUGCCAAUUUUACAUUGGAGCCAUAUUAUGGGAAGAGAACAAAAUACUAUUCAACACAAUUGUUUAAAUUAUAAAAUUGUGAAACGUCCUCUCAUUGUCCAUUAGUUUCAGAUACAGAUGUACAAUAAAUAAAGAUUGAAACCUCAGUCAUGCCUUUGACUGGAGCAAUUUUGUACUUAGGUUUGAACUGAAUGAAUUUCAGAUGGUUUCAAACUGUUGGAUAUAGUAUACCUUCUAAACCCAAAAGAGCAGGCUGCUUGGGGCCACAAUCAAUACCACUCCAUCAUUUAUUGAUUGACGAUGCAUUCUGGAAACGGUAAAGUAACUGCUAUUUUCUUGCCAGCUUUCUCAAGAAUGGUCUGCUCAUUCCAGAGCUGAAAUAACUCACUCCAAAGCUACACAGUAACACGCAUGGAGACUGACUGGCUUUUUUGACUGAGAACAUCUGGGCUUCUGGCUGGUGGACAUCUCACUGCCUGCCAGUCACAAGCUCGACAUCGGGGAAGGGCAUCUCAUAGAAAUUCAGUAGAUGCCGUACAAUGUAACACAGCAAAAUAACUUGAUAUUAUUCCAAUAACCAAACUCGUCCUGUGGAGUAGGACACACACGGUAGAAAAUUCAGAGCUGAUCAGUGAGGGUAUUAAGGUUCUAUACAAAUAUCUCAGCAGUAAUUAUUUUUAAAAAUCAAAUUUGUUUUCGAUGAAAGUUGAUGAUUUCUCCACUCUUCUCUCCCCCCCAACCUGUUGAUCGGUGACAAUAAGUGACUAACCUUUUUUGUAGAGAUUUUUGUUCUUUAUGACGUCCUGGUUCUGUUUGGAUUGAAGGUAAUGAUCUCAGUAAAGUGCACUAGCAGGCAGGCGGACUAGACAUUUACCUUCUAAUUUGAGUCUUGAUCCUGUCACUGUUAUAAAGUAAUCCUUUUUAAAUAUUUCUACUGUGGGAAAAGGGCUGUGAAUGCUGUGUAGACACUAAGCAGAGCUUACUGGUGUAUAUUUUGUUCUCAAUUUUAGAUAAAUCUGAUGGGUAGCGAUGAGUCUAAUAACGUAUUGCUGGGUGUUAAUUUUUCGGUUCUGUGUUGCAGUACUUCAAUGACGUAUUUCUGUAUAUAUAUCUAAUCUAGACUCAUGAACAAGUGUUGCAACUGGACGUUUCAUGGUACCAAACACUAGGAUUUUGUGCAAAAACUAGACUGACCUCACUACAAAUAGCAGAUUGUAAAUAUACCUGGGCUUCCAGUCUAUGUUUCUGUGUUUUUUUUCAUAAUUUGUAUAAUUGGAAAUCAAUGAAUAAAACGGAACCUGAGAAACCA